Messenger RNA from Lymnaea stagnalis (great pond snail), 5778 nucleotides. The record is from the annotation of a GenBank genome assembly. Lineage: Eukaryota; Metazoa; Mollusca; Gastropoda; Lymnaeidae.
AAAUAAACAUGGCGACUGCAAGUGAUGACUCGAAACUUGACUACGAACCAUCGUUGCAAAAUGUUAUAGAUCAGUUAAGCUUGAAAUGGAUUUUUGUUGGUGGAAAAGGAGGUGUUGGAAAGACUACUACAAGGUGAUAAAAAAUAAUAUAUUUGAAUAUUGUAAUGACCGUGUGACUUCACAUUUAGUUACGACUAGCGUAGGGCCUAAAUAACACAAGUUAAAGUUAGUCUAUUUUAAGUUAAAUUUUAACAGAAACUUGAACUUGAAACUGCCAAUCAGCAGUGACAGUAACUGUAACUGUUUCUCUCUCGAUUGAGUUACUCUCGUUUUAGCUGUGUGUAUGAUAGUGUAUCUCAGUUAUUCACACACUCGGUAAACAAUGCACUCAGCCUAAAUUCAACCUAUGAAUGAAUAUUUGAAUGUCUUCUUAAACUACAUUACAUGAUUUUCAGACAUUGAUCACAAAAUUCACAUUGUCAUUGUGUUUAACAGUCACUGGCUGUUGAUUAAUUUUAACAAUUGGGAAAAUCUGUUCAAUAAACAAUUAUAAAAUGACAGGUCCCUACUAUAUUAUCUUAAAGUUUCAUAUUCAUAGUUUCAGUUUUUAGCCCAUACUCAUACACUUGGCCUCUAACUCUGUUAAUUAAUCCUUCAUUUGUCAAUUUAACGACUACUGUACUAUUAUAAUUAUAGUUAUAGAUACCAUCCAAAACCUACUCAAACCUACCCUAUGCUGGUUAUGAAAACUACUUGGCAUAUGUUGGCAGCACAGUCAGUGUACAGUCAACUUUCCAGAGGGAAAUGGUUAGCUGGUGGGCAGAAAAAAAACGCUUUAAAUAUUGUCCUAAAGUGUCUCUCAAAUCCAUGGUGUGGACAUCAACCUUAAUGGGAAACACUUUUUAGAUUGCACAAGCUGGUGAGGGAGACUCACUACUGGAGCACAAUCUUCUGAGAGUUAACUUACCGCACAUGCUCAAAGAAAGCGCGCAAGGAAAAGUAGAAUCUUAUCCAAUCUCUAUAUGACCCAAGGACAUGUGUUUCCUACUCCUACAUACAAGCAAGCUGCCAAGCCACCUGCUAACUCUCUGUGGAAUAUAGCCUUGGUCAUCUUCACAUGCGAAGGAUGAACAACAAUCCUUCAGCACUGAGGCCUACUAUAUUUUUUGGAAUUAUUUUAUUCUGAAUUUCUGCAAACACUUAUUCACUCUUGCCAUCCUCCAAAUCCGAAUACAAAUUUUCUUGUUACUAAUUAUAACUUUAAUAAUUCUAAAUGCAGUUGCUGCUUGGCUGUUCAGCUGGCUAAAGUGAGAGAAACAGUAUUGAUAAUUUCCACAGACCCUGCACACAAUAUUUCUGAUGCCUUCAGUCAGAAAUUCUCCAAAGUCCCUUCACUUGUCAAAGGGUUUGACAACUUGUUUGCUAUGGUAACUUACAUGUAAAUCUUGACUUUAAAAUUUAAUAUAAACUAUAAACUAAUUGAACUAUAUGAUGUAAAAACCAAAGCGUUACCUAUCAUGCUAACAUUAGUAAUAAUUUAUCCAUCUAACUUAACUUAUUACAUGCAUUCUUUCAAUGAGAUAGGUCAUUUUUUGUAUUUUUUUCUUUUUGAAUACAGGAAAUAGACCCCAACUUGGGUUUCUCAGAAUUACCUGAUGAGUAUUAUGAGCAAGGUAGUGAGUAAACAUUAAUCAUUUUUUUUUGUAGGUUUGAGGAUAACCAUUUUUUAUAGGUUUGAGGAUAGUCGUUUAUUUAUAAGUUUGAGGAUAGUAAUUUUUUGUCCUUGAAAAAAAUGUUGUUAUAAACAGUGUUUUAAUUCUUUCUCUCCGGAAUUAAUUUCCACGUUCUGACGGAUUUAUAUAUUUUGCAUAUUUUUUACGCACUACUAUGUUAUCUCAAAACCAUCAUAACUUUUUUGUUUUUCAUCAGAAAAUGUUAUUUUUGGUAUGAAAUUAAAAGGGAAUGCAUGCUCUUUACAGACAAUACAGACGUAUGUUUAAGUUUUAAUAUUUAUAUGUGAUUAGGAUUUAAGGAAAAUAAAAAUAAAAAAAUAAAAACUCACCAAAUGUUCACAAAAUGCUCAUUCCAAGUCAAACAAAGAAAAAUUUAUAAUCCAAAGUUUAACGCACACAAAAUUAUUGCUGAGCGAUAUCCAUAUGUGCAUCACAAAUAAUAAAGAUCACAUUAAAAUAAAAAUUAAAAUGAAACACGUGAGCACAUUAUCCAUUGUCACAGCCACACAAAAAAUGUCAGAAAAAAACUGGAAACAAUCUGUUGCUAGUAAAAAAAUAUUUGCAUUGUAUCCUUGUAUGUAUUAACAUUUAUGUUGGUAAAUGGAAAAUUUACCAUAAAUAUGUCAUAUCUUUUCAUCUGGGUUUACCUAUGGUAAGCUUGAAAACAUUCCAUAGGGAUGUGCGGAAUCGACUCACAUCCAGCACAAUGACUCACAUCCAGCACAAACAUAUACCAAUACAGUUCGCCCUGUUCUACAGUGCUUGCCGCAACCACUGUUCUUUUUGGAGCCAAUAGGCACAUGUUUUGCUUCGAUUAGUCUUGGUGGAGUGUUGAUUUUCAAUCUUAAGGAAGCGUACUCAUUUAUUGAGAGUACAAGCUUGUGAAUAAUAUGUGUGUCUGGCAAAGUAAAAAAAACAGUAAAGGUCAUUUGACUUACUAGUCACAGAACAAGCUCCAAAUUUAAACCUACAUUUUUCAAAGGUAAAAAUCUGAAAUUGCACUCAGUUUUUGUGCUAAGAUCAGCAGCAUUCCUAUUAGAAUCUACAUUAUUUAUAUUAGGAACAGUAUUAGCUCUUCUAGAAGGCUUGGGGGUGGGGCUGUUUGUUCAUCAGCUGAUGAAUUACCAAUUUCAUUAAGUAGUCACUAGUACUAUUAAUACUAAGACUAGGAUUAUAAAUACACGAUUCAUCAGAAUCAGCCUCGGCAUCCGAAAUCAUAAAAUCACUGUUUGAAUCCUCAUCAUCAGAGUAAUAUUUUCAACCUUUAUUAGAUCCAUCGCCAGAUGGGUCAGGUUAAUAUUUCAUGCUUGUAAACGUUUUGAAACUGCUGAGACGGACAAUGCAAUUAAAAUGUUUAAACUGCUGAUAUAGCAACGAAGUUGAAAACAAUUACUAUGUCAUGUUUGUAAACAAAAAUAUAAUAGAUAAAACAACCGAUCUUUAAUUAAAAAUUGUUGAAUAAAAGAAAUUCAGGAAUGUUUUUUAAAGAGAAAUCAUUCGAGAUUUGUUUAAAAGUAAUUUCAAACCAAUAGCUAAGAAAAGAACCGAAACAAACAGGUUUUUAUGCAUCGACGAUGUCAUCGUCAAUCCAUCUGAAAACCUCAUUUAAAUCCACAAUUGGAAGCGUUGAUCCGGAGAGAAAGAGUUAACUUUUUUGUACCGUGAAACAUGGUGACUUUGCCUAUGACUUAUAUUGAGAAAGUUGUUUCAUGAUUUUCUAGAGUUCUUUCCCCUAAAUUUUUAAUUGCUAAUAAAAGCAGACAUUUUGCUUAAUGCAAUUUCACUUUCUUUACUUUUUUUUUAGCCGAUAUGAUGUCCAUGGGGCGUGGUAUGAUACAAGAACUCCUGGGUGCUUUUCCUGGCAUUGAUGAAGCCAUGAGUUUUGCUGAAGUAAUGAGGUAUGAGAUUGAAACAAGCAAAUCUUUCUGAAUUAUCAUCAAGUAAAGAUUUCUACUUUUGUCUUUAAAGUCAGUUUUUCUGUGCAAACUAACAACGCAUUAAUAUUUCCUCAUUUAAUUUCAGAUUGGUAAAAAACAUGAAUUUUUCUGUGGUUGUGUUUGAUACCGCACCAACUGGCCACACUCUGCGCCUCCUGUCAUUCCCUUCAGUUGUUGAGAAAGGCCUGGGUAAAUUGCUUAGGCUGAAAAAUCAAAUCAGUCCAUUUAUUUCACAGGUAACCGUUGUAUUUAUCUCUUAUCCAUUGCCUUUUCUUUUUUUAGAGAAAACAUUUGCUUUUCUUUUGUUUAGACCGUAUUUUUUUUCAUUAUUUGAUUAAGCACUGUUUACCAUUUCCUGCUAAUCUCUUAACAACUGAAUAUUUUCAUUUGACAUACCGGUAUGUUAUUGAUAAUAUUGCAAUGAAAAUCUCAAGUCAAGACCAAAUUUCCUUGCAGAUGGCUGGAAUGAUGGGCAUGCAAGACUUAAACGCUGACCAGAUGUCAAAUAAAUUUGAAGAAAUGUUAGCAACUAUAAGACAAGUGAACACACAGUUUAAGAACGCUGUGAGUUUGGUUUCCAACUUUAUUAAUAAUACAUUUUUUAAUUAUGAAAUUUUAUUAUUUGGACCAUGUUAAUUAUUAUACAAUAAUUUGUUAAAUAUUAAUUUCCAUUUUACAGGAUCAGACCACAUUUGUGUGUGUGUGUAUAGCAGAAUUUCUAUCACUUUAUGAGACAGAGCGGCUGGUGCAGGAAUUGACGCAGUUUGGCAUCGAUACCCACAAUAUCAUAGUAAAUCAACUGAAUAUUGCAAGGAAGGGAGAAAAAUCUUGUUGUUUAUGUGAAGCAAGACAGAAAAUUCAAGCAAAAUAUUUGGAUCAGGUACAAGUCCAUAAUUGACUUUAUUUUAUUUGUUUCUAUGGUAUGUAAGCAAGCAAUGCUCAUAAGGUUUCAAUAAGGUAUGGUGUAAGCAUGCAAUGCUCAAAAGUGUUCUACAAGGCUAUCUAUAAGGUAUCGUGUAAACAUGCAAUAUUUAGAAGGAUUCUACAAGACUAUCUAUAAGGAUGAUAACCAAAAUACAUGAAGAUAUUGAAAUGCACUUAAAUCACUGAACAGAUAAAUUGUUAUGCAAGGUUGGUACUCAGGCUUUUAACGUUAUAAAAAAUCUGAGAUAGACAACAAAAUUAAAAUGUUAAAACUGCUGAGAUAGACAACAAAAUUGAAAACAAGUACCCCGGUACUAUGCAAAUUAGACAUUUAAAUAUUGGCAUAACACCAUUAAAUAUACUCUGGAAGGAAAAUGUUUAAUGCCUGGUACUCUGAGUGGGAAAAAAUAAAUGGUAUAUUCUAUUUCUAUUGAUCUGUACACUUGACAACUUUGGUAGGCUAGGAGCUUACAGUUAUGACAUUAAUUUUGGAAUGGUCCCUAAUGGGAACUAAAAUGUUAAUUACACACAGGCAGCUGAGUAAUAGCAAACAGUGCAGCCUUUAAGCAUAGAACACAAUAUUUUAGAAUAAUGCAUUUAAAUUUAAACAUUUUAUAUGAUUUUCCACACGUUUUUAACUAUUCUCUAUUGUGCUAUUUUUUCUUCAGAUAACCGAUUUAUAUGAAGAUUUUCAUGUUACCAAGCUGCCUCUGUUACCAGAAGAAGUACGAGGUGUAGAUAAAAUCAAAGAGUUUUCUGUGAAUUUGUUGAAUCCAUAUAAUCCUGAUUAACAAUAAUUCUUUUAUUUCACAAAUAUUUCUUAUUGACUGCAAAUUUUUUAAUCUGCAUUUAAACACAAGAAACUUUUCAUUAUUUAUUGCAGUUUUUUUCUUGUUUUUUCAAUUGGCAUUAUUUAACUUUAAUUAUUAAUUUUUAAAAUAUGAAAAUUUCUUUAAUAUUUGUUUAAGUUAGACUUUUCUUUUCACAUAUUUUUAUUUUUGAGAUGUGGGGGAGAAAAAAAAACAACUCAUUAUUUUAAAAUUUUCCACAUUAUAAUUAUGUGAUUGAAGUUGUGAAAGUUGUGAUCAAAGUAUAAUUACUUAUGAGUUUAUUGAAUUUUGUUUUCAUUGUAAGAGCUUCACCAUUUAAUAUAUUAUGCAUUUAAUAAAUCUUUGUCCAUACUG